GAUCUGCGAAGAAGAUGGGGGAUGAUGAUGCUGUAUUUGUUUAAGUUUGGGAAAUUCUAAGGAAAGCCACAUGCAAAUAACACUGCCCAGCCCCUUCGCCUUGUGACCUCCUUUGAAGGAAAUUCAUCCUUCAAUGUGAGGUGUCACUUGCAGUUCAAAUGCAGAGUUCCUCCCGUUAUGGUCGGCUGAAAAGCGUUCCAUUUUAUGAGUCCGUUUAUGAGCAUUUUUUUUUAUUGUUUGAAAAUUUCGCGUGUCACUGCACGAAUUGUACCAGACGUGCGAAGAAGUUUUUAAGACCCAUCUGAGAGGUCCGUUGACUGGAAGAAUCCAGCAACAGAGAAGGUCCUGCCGCCACUUGAGAGAUUUGCUGCCUCUCAGGUUACUUUCUUAAGGGGCCACUCUUACAAAGCCAGCAUUCUGCAACGAUGCCUUCUGCUCGGACAUUUAGCUGUUUAAUCGUCUUCAUCUUCAUAACACAGACUGCUUCUCAGUCCAAUAUAAAGUGGGAGCUGCAAAGAUACGAUGGCUGGUAUAAUAAUUUAGCCCAACACAAUCGAGGAUCAGUUGGUUCCCCAUUUAUGAGAAUCUCCCCAGCCCACUAUGCCGAUGGGGUGUUUGUGGCGUUGCAAGAGCCUGAGGUCCCCAAUGCACGUGAAAUCAGCAGUGCUGCAAUGGCCGGGAAGUCUGGGCUGCCAUCUGCCAAGAACAGAACUGUGCUGUCUGUCAUCUUUGGUUACCAUGUGGUUUUUGAGAUCCUCGAUGGCAGGAGGUCAGGCUGCCCUCCAGAAUUUUUCAACAUUAAGGUCCCAAGUGGUGAUCCCGUUUUUGAUCCUGAUAAAAGUGGAAAUGAGCAAAUCCCAUUCAUGCGAAGCCAGUGGUCCAAAAACACAGGGAAAAGCCCGAAUAACCCAAGAGCCCAGAUCAAUCAGGUGACCACUUGGAUCGAUGGCAGCUCCAUUUAUGGCUCUUCACAUUCCUGGUGUGAUGCCCUGAGAAGCUUCAAAGAUGGCCAGCUGUCAUCUGGGUCCGACCCUUCCUUUCCAAAGCAGAGCACCAGCCAAUACUUUAUGUGGAAUUCGGCCGAUCCAUCCACAGGACGCCAUGGCCUGAAUGGACUCUAUGAAUUUGGUAAUGCCAGAGGCAAUGAAAAUAUCUUUACUGUGGCAGAGGGUAUCGUCUGGUUCAGAUACCACAACUACCUGGCUUCCCAGUUCCAAAAACUGAACCCACACUGGUCUGAUGAAGAUCUCUUCCAACAUGCCAGGAAGAAACUAAUUGCGACACUGCAGAACAUUGUCUUCUAUGAAUGGCUGCCCACUUACCUUGGGACAGCAGUGCCACAAUAUUCAGGUUAUAGAAAAUUUGAAGAUCCUGGCAUCUCACCAGAAUUUCAAGCUGCAGCAAUGAGGUUUGGAGCCACCAUGGUGCCCCCAGGAGUCUACAUGAGAAACAAAGCCUGCCAGUUUCGCAACGUAAUCAAUUUUGAUGGCAGCAAGUCCUCCGCACUCCGAGUCUGUAACAGCUACUGGAGCAGAGAGAACCCCAACUUAAAAACUAGAGAAGAUGUGAAUGAGUUAAUAAUGGGAAUGGCCUCACAGAUUGCCGAAAAAGAGGACAACAUUGUAGUUGAAGACUUAAGAGAUUACAUGUAUGGACCCAUGAGAUUUUCACGUUCUGAUUUAAUGGCUCUCAGUAUUCAAAGAGGACGUGACAAUGGCCUUCCUCCAUACAACAAAGUACGAAAAGCUUUUGGCUUGGACCCUAUUCAGAAAUGGGAGGACAUAAACCCUGAACUGAACCAGACUGCACCUGAGGUUUUACAAAACCUCUCCCGACUCUAUGGAAACGACAUCUCAAAGCUUGAACUCCUGCCUGGAGGUCUGCUUGAAUCAAACGGGGGUCCUGGAGAACUGUUUUCAGCCAUCAUUUUGGAUCAAUUUAAACGUCUUCGAAAUGGAGAUCGUUUUUGGUUUGAAAACAAACAAAACGGGCUGUUUACCGAUAAAGAAAUUGAGGAGAUUCGAAAUACCACUUUCAGCACAGUGUUGCUUUCAGUUAUCAAUGGAACCUUCCAAAAAAGUGUGUUUAACUGGAGUUCAGGUGACCCCUGUCCACAACCUCAGCAGCUGACUGCUGAACAUCUCCACCCCUGCACAAAGGUCACCACACUGGACUACUUUGCUGGCAGUGAAGCUGGUUUUGGAAUUGUGUUGGCAGUGCUUAUCUGCUUCCCUCUAGGCUCUUUCUUAGUUGCAUACCUGGUUGCUUACUUCCGGAAGUCCAACUUUAAGAAACAUCAGAAGAAGCUGGAACCUGUGGCCAGGCAAGCUGAAUUUGGCAAAGGAUUCAAAGCAUGUGAGUGGCAAGGACCAAAAGAACCAUUUCGAGAAGUAAGUCUGAGUUACGAGGACAACAAAUGGAUGAAAGUUUUGGAUUCUCGACUUGCUCUAGUCCGAACCGUGAACCUACACAGCCAAAGCCAUGUGACUGUUAUCAAGUCUACUAAUAAAGGCCAAAAAGCUUUGCUUUUGAAGAUUCCCAAGGAGUAUGACCUGGUGCUUUUUUUCACUGAAGAACAUGAGCGAAUGCACUUCCUGAACUGCUUGAGCAGCUAUCUUCAGAAUCACCAGCUAAGUUUGAUUGUCAAUGAAAUGCGGGAACAAGACUUGUUGAAAGAAGCUGUUACAAAGCAAAAGAGAAAACGGAUCCUGGACGUCUUCUUCAGACAUGUGUUUGCUCAGGUUUUGGAAAUUGAUGGUGCAGAUGUGGACGACUUUGGUGGUGUUACAAAGCGGAGCACCAAGGAAGCGCUUCAGUGUGAACUGACACCUGAUGAGUUUGCAGACACCCUUGGGCUUAAAGUUGACUCUCUGUUUGUGGAGUCAAUGUUUUCAGUUGCUGACAAGGAUGGCAAUGGCUAUCUGUCCUUCCAAGAGUUGCUGGACCUCUUAGUCAUUUCCAUGAAAGGAUCUCCUGAAGAAAAAUCCAAGAUGCUCUUUAAAAUGUACGACAUUGAUGGAAACGGUUUUCUCUCCAAAGCAGAGUUUUCUAGGCUCUUAAGGUCCUUCAUCGAAAUUUCCAACAACUGCUUGACAAAAGCACAGACUGAAGAAGUGAUUGAGUCCAUGUUCUUAGAGGCAGGAUUUCAGGAUAAGGAGGAGAUCACUUGGGAGGACUUCCAUUUUCUUCUCAAAGACCACGACAAGGAGCUUCGCUUUGCCCAGCUUAAUGUCAAAGGCAUUGAAGUUAAAGAUAAGGAGAAGCAGAAUCUGCGCAACAGGGUGUCAUUCAUCAGCAAAGGAAAUGGAUUUGGCUGUAAUGACACUGAAAUGCAAGAUCCAGUAUCCAUGGACCAAGAAGUAAGAGACAUAAGGAGGAGACCACUUGGAAAGCCCAAUUCCUACCAGCCUAAUUUGUACACUGAAGCCAAACGGGAAAAACUUAACAGAAGCAAAAUUCAGCAAAAAAUCCAACAGUUCAAGCGCUUCAUUGAAAAUUAUCGCCGCCAUAUAGUAUGCUUUCUCAUCUUCUAUGGUAUUGCUGCAGGAGUCACUCUGGAACGCUGCUAUCAUUAUGGGAUGCAAGCAGAGACAACAGGAAUUCCCGAAACUACAAUGGUGGGAAUUAUCGUUUCCCGUGGGUCUGCAGCCUCAAUAUCCUUCACCUACUCCUACCUGCUUCUGACAAUGUGCCGUAACCUCAUCACUUUUUUGCGGGAGACAUUUCUCAACCAUUACAUCCCCUUUGAUGCGGCUGUGGACUUCCACCGAUGGAUUGCUAUGUCGGCUAUUUUCCUUACACUUCUCCACACGCUUGGUCAUGUUGUGAAUGUUUACAUCUUUAGUGUGAGUCCACUCAGCAUCUUGUCCUGCUUGUUCCCAAAUGUCUUCUUCAAUGAUGGGUCUGAACUGCCUCAGAAGUUUUACUGGUGGUUUUUUGAAACUGUACCAGGACUCACUGGCGUGCUGCUUCUCCUGCUGCUGGCCAUCAUGUAUGUCUUUUCCUCCCACUACUUCCGACGCAUCAGUUUCCGUGGUUUUUGGAUCACACAUCACCUCUACGUUCUGAUGUACAUUCUGACUGUGAUCCAUGGAAGCUUUGCCCUCAUACAGCAACCUCGCUUUCACAUCUACCUCAUCCCUCCUGCCAUCCUAUAUCUUGGAGACAAACUGAUAAGUCUGAACCGGAAGAAGAUUGAAAUUGCUGUGGUGAAAGCUGAACUCCUUCCUUCAGGCGUUACACACCUGGAGUUCAAAAGGCCUCAGGAUUUUGUGUACAAGUCUGGCCAGUGGGUGCGAAUUGCCUGCCUUGUCUUAGGCACAAACGAGUACCAUCCAUUUACUCUAACAUCCUCCCCACAUGAGGAUACUCUCAGUCUUCACAUCAGGGCGGUGGGACCAUGGACAACAAAACUACGAGAGGCUUAUUCCACGGAGAGCAUCUCUGAGCUGGGCAGUUACCCCAAACUGUACCUUGAUGGACCUUUUGGGGAAGGCCACCAGGAGUGGAACAACUUUGAAGUUUCUGUACUGGUUGGAGGUGGCAUUGGCGUUACCCCCUUUGCUUCAAUUUUAAAAGAUCUUGUUUUCAAGUCAUCAAUUAACUGCAAGAUCCAGUGCAAAAAGAUAUAUUUUAUCUGGGUGACCCGGACUCAGCGCCAGUUCGAGUGGCUCACAGACAUCAUCAAAGAGCUGGAGACAAAUGACAAUAACAACUUGGUCUCUGUUCACAUCUACAUCACUCAGCUGGCAGAGAAAUUUGACCUCCGAACUACCAUGCUGUAUAUUUGUGAGAGACAUUUCCAGAAGGUAUUAAACAGAAGCUGGUUUACCGGACUCCGUUCCGUUACACACUUUGGACGGCCACCUUUCAUUCCAUUUUUUAACUCCCUGCAGGACGUUCAUCCAGAGGUCAGCAAAAUUGGUGUGUUCAGCUGUGGCCCCCCAGGUUUAACGAAAAAUGUUGAGAAAGCCUGUCGACAGAUUAACAAGCGUGAUCAGACUCACUUCAUUCAUCACUACGAGAAUUUCUAAGUCUG
Polypterus senegalus (gray bichir) is the source of this 5038-nucleotide messenger RNA. RefSeq names its product dual oxidase (gene duox). The transcript has 34 exons. The record is from RefSeq and is a predicted model, not a curated record. Gene Ontology annotation, cellular component: plasma membrane; NADPH oxidase complex. Gene Ontology annotation, molecular function: peroxidase activity; superoxide-generating NAD(P)H oxidase activity; heme binding. Gene Ontology annotation, biological process: response to oxidative stress; defense response; superoxide anion generation. Bases 426 to 5033 code for a protein of 1535 amino acids. NCBI's taxonomy places the organism in Eukaryota, Metazoa, Chordata, Cladistia, Polypteriformes, Polypteridae.